Molecule: messenger RNA, 2175 nt
Organism: Effrenium voratum
Lineage: Eukaryota; Dinophyceae; Suessiales; Symbiodiniaceae
Source: the annotation of a GenBank genome assembly
AUGGCCGUUGUCUUGCUCAGCCUUGCCGGCGCGUCUGUGCCGCGAGACCGUCUUGGCACGGUGUUGCAGGAUUUGGCUAUUGAGACCCAGCGCUUGAGGGAUGCAGGCUUCGUGGAUGAGCUCGCCUCUCUCGGAGCUGAACUGGAGGACAGCUUGGCCCGAGCCCGGCGUGCCAAAGCCCGCACGCCGCUGCCAGCGCCGGCCCCCGAGCAGCUGCCCCAGCCCAUCGGCGACAUGGCGUCCAGAAUCAGUCGGCAGCUCGAACCCUUCAUUGCGGUGGGCUUGAUUUGCGUCACUGUGGCCCUGAUGAAGGGGAGAAGGCCCUUGGACCUCUUCUCAGUGGACAUCUUUUCCCCCUGGGAGGCGUCCCUUGCCUUCACGUUGUCAUCCCUCACCGGGUUUCUCCUGGUGAACCAAUGGGUUUUGAGCUUCCUGCCGAGCAACCCGUUCACCUUGUACUUUUCGGAGCUGGCGAUUUGCUUCCUUGCGGUGACUACUUGUGUGCCUUUGUUGAUGGGAGGCAGCCAGUUGGCCAUGACAUGGCAUACUGUGGCAUCCUUUGUGGCAGUGAUUGCCUUCGGAGCUUUGUGCCUGGCGGAUGAGAUCAGCCGAGUCGUGUAUUUCUUCUUUGCCCAGGACAGUGCCCAGGCUGAGAGUGAGGAUGACGGCCUGGUGGUGGUGCCCUGCUUUGUGGUGUUUGUGCUCUAUUUUGGGCUUUUCAGCAUUUCCCUCAUGAAGGUGGCUCACAAAUGCGGCAUCCCAUGGUCCUGCUUGGAGCCAUACAGCGUGGCCUGUGUCCGCUCAUGCAAAGCCUACGUCGCGGCGCGGCUGGCGGGCCGGGCCUCCGCCAGCGAGGCCCCGGUGCCCCUGCCGGCGGCGGUGCUGGUGCAGGUGGUGGGCGUCGGCGCCUUCAUGGCGAUGAUCAUCCUGCAGUUCGGCUACGUGGCCUGGGUGAGAUACAAUGAGCUGAGACAGUUGGCGGUGGCAUUGCUGAGGCCAAUCGAUCCCAUAUUUCGGAUGGCAGGCGCUCCGCUGCCGAUGGAUACCGUGGACUUCGCCAUGCCCAGGAUCCUGGUCAGCUUCUACCUGGCCCUGGGGUGUGGCGCCUUGUACGAGUUCUGGCUCAUGCGUUCUGUGCUCCGAGGGUACCGCAGGAUGUUCUCGGACUUUGCCAUGGGCCGCCGCUACCAUGGGGAGGAGCUGGUGCGAAGUGCAGGGCCAAGGACCUUCCAUGCCCAAUGGGCCACUUAUUGCUGUGGAGCUCUCAUAGGCAAUGCAGCGAUGGCUUUAGUGCUGCUCAUGUUUAUUCUGUGGAUGCUCUUCCUCGUGCUGAGCCUGCCACAGUUCUGGGAGAUGAACUGGCAGCUGCGGAAUUGGUGGAUCGUUUACGGGCUCACCUACAUCACGCGCUGGAGCGUCUUCAAGUUUGUCAUCCCCCAGAAGGUGGUCACUGAUGAUGGGUCUGUGCUUCGCAGACGCGUCUGGGACCUGGUGUUCCCCACCCUGACCCUUCUGAACUUUGUCUUGGGCGCCACCAGUGGGGUCAUCCGAACCUUGGUGGUUGCGCCGUAUCUGCUCAUUCAUUUCUUCAGGAUAGACAUCACCUACCUGCCGAGCGACCUUUGUGAUUGGGACUGGUCAUUCCAACCUUUCGUUUCCCUGGUGAUGCAUUCGCACAGGCGGCUGAACCCCAUCCUGGUGGCCACGGUGGCCGAGCUCGCCCAGGCGGCUCAGGCCGCGAGCCACGCGGACGUUCAGACUGGCGAGCCGAACCUCGCCGAUGCAGAGCAGGAGAUGAGCCGCAUAGCCGGUUUGACGACUCCACAGCUUGCUCCGGUGCGCGCACGUACCGAGCCGGGCCCGAGUGGACGAACCCGACGGGCGCGGCAGAGAUGGCAGCUGGCGCUGGUUUUGGCACAGAACCCGUCCCUGCGGAAGAUGCGCAAGACCUACGACGGGCGCGCCGAAAGUGCCCCUAGCCAGCUGCAACGACCGCCACUCCAGCGCGAGGCCACCAUGCCGCUGCAGCUGCCCGGGCUACCGUCACGGCGCUUGGAGAGCGCUGGCUCGUCUUUUUGGAGCCCAAUCAACUGGGCGCGAGGAGCACGAACACCGUUGCUCAGUGAAGCGGCGGCCGUUUAUCCAGAAGUGGUUCAGGAGGACUGCGGGCAUUGA